This is a messenger RNA of Corylus avellana, 1723 nucleotides long. Its product is annotated as UDP-glycosyltransferase 76E1. Gene Ontology annotation, molecular function: quercetin 3-O-glucosyltransferase activity; quercetin 7-O-glucosyltransferase activity. The record is from RefSeq and is a predicted model, not a curated record. NCBI's taxonomy places the organism in Eukaryota, Viridiplantae, Streptophyta, Magnoliopsida, Fagales, Betulaceae.
AGAAAAAUUUUACAUUCAUCUGAAUCUCGACACGACUCGACCCAACCUGCUGAGGACUGAGGAGUAUAUGACUUUUCUAGCUAGAACGAGACACCAAAGCAAGCGACGUACCACUUAGAAACUCCCACUUGUUGAGAGAGGGAGAGAUGGAAAAGAAUUGCCAUAGACGUCGGCGGUUGGUUCUACUGCCAUGUCCAUUCCAAGGCCACAUAAAUGCCAUGCUUCAGCUCGGCACCAUCCUUCACGCCCGUGGAUUCUCCAUCACAAUCGUCCACGCCGAGUUCAACUCUCCGGACCCUUCGAACCACCCGAAUUUCAAUUUCCUUCCAAUACCGGAUGGCUUAUCCGAAGCCGAUAUCUCAUCCGGGGAUCCGGUAAGUAUUCUAUGGCGGAUUAAUGCCAACUGCAGAUCCCAUCUCCGUGAAUGCUUGUCUCAGAUGAUGACGGCACCGGCACGUGAAGGCCCAGAUGACGGCGAUAUCGCCUGCAUCAUCUACGAUGAAUUCAUGUACUUCUCAGAGGCCGUGGCCAAUUCUCUGAAGCUUCCAAGCAUCAUCUUAACCACCAUGAGUGCUGCCACUUUUCUUGCUCGCACCGCCCUAAUCCAACUCGUGGCGGACGGUCAACUUCCCUUCCAAGAUUCUGUGUUACAGGACUCGGUUCCAGAGCUUUAUCCACUCAGAUAUAAGGAUCUACCAAUUCCCUUGUUCGGAAUAUGUGAUACCUUUUCAAAACUAGUACUUGAAGCGUACAAGAUUAGAACAUCUUCAGCCAUCAUUUGGAAUACCAUGGACUGCCUUGAACCAUCGUCGUUGUCACAUAUCAAACACCAAUUCCAAGUUCCAAUCCUACCCUUGGGCCCUAUGCACAAAUUUGCCCCAGCCUCCAGCAGUAGCUUAUGGAAAGAGGAUACUAGCUGCAUGGAAUGGCUUGGGAAACAAACUAAACACUCAGUUAUAUACGUGAGCUUGGGAAGCAUAGCAUCCAUGGAUGAGAAGCAGCUAGCCGAAUUGGCAUGGGGACUAGCCAGCAGCCAGCAGCCUUUCUUGUGGGUGAUUCGGCCGGGUUCAGUUCACGGUUCAGAAUGGAUUGAAAUACUACCCGAAGGUUUCAAAGAAAAUAUUGGAGAUAGAGGUUGCAUUGUGACAUGGGCACUGCAGAAGGAAGUUUUGGCGCAUAGCGCAGUGGGAGGGUUUUUGAGCCAUUGUGGUUGGAAUUCAACGCUGGAGAGUAUUUCCGAAGGAAUUCCAAUGAUAUGCAGACCGUAUUUCGGGGACCAGAGAGUGAAUGCAAGGUAUGUGAGCCAUGUAUGGAAGGUAGGCUUGGAAUUGGAGAACGAGAUGGAAAGAGGUGAGAUAAAGAGAGCUGUAAGAAGAGUAAUGGUGGAAAAGGAAGGGGAGGCCAUGAGAGAAAGGGCUAAGAAUUUGAAGGAGAAUAUUGAACUUUGUAUUAAAGAAGAUGGUUCUUCCAACAAUGCCUUGAACAGGCUGGUGGAGAUGAUCAUGUCAUGAUUGUAAUCUAAUAACACAUCUACUAUCACAACUUUUCUUGAUCUGAAAUUUUUUUUUUUAAUUUUUUUUGAAUGCUCUAGAUCUAGAUCUGAGGACUGUCCCUCUUAGUAUCUUGUAUUAUUUUUUACUCCCUACCAAAGAUCUGCUUUCCUUAUUUAUUUAUUUUGGCCAAUAACCAUAACUAAAUCCAAAAGACAUUCACCCUUGCCUCA